Jaculus jaculus (lesser Egyptian jerboa) is the source of this 3059-nucleotide messenger RNA. RefSeq names its product pentatricopeptide repeat domain 3 (gene Ptcd3). The transcript has 24 exons. The record is from RefSeq and is a predicted model, not a curated record. Gene Ontology annotation, molecular function: protein binding; ribosomal small subunit binding; rRNA binding. The coding region runs from base 16 to 2160 and encodes 714 amino acids. Gene Ontology annotation, biological process: mitochondrial translation. NCBI's taxonomy places the organism in Eukaryota, Metazoa, Chordata, Mammalia, Rodentia, Dipodidae. Gene Ontology annotation, cellular component: mitochondrion.
ACCGCCCAAUUCUACAUGAGACGUCCCACGCCCGCCCCCGUGACCCAUGAAAGGCGCGCCUUCCCGAGACGCUUUGCGAGCAGUGGAAAGAUGGCAGCCGCAAUCUCCUUACGAAGGCUGCGCUUCCUCGGCGGGCUGGGCCUGCCGCAGUCCACUCGGCUGGCGGGUGUAUGUGAAUCAGCACAUAGUUGCAGACUUUGUUCCGGAAGUGCAGCUCUCCCAAAGGUUGAAGGAACUGAUGUAACAGGGUUUGAAGAAAUAGUCAUUCCAAAAAAGAAAACUUGGGAUAAAGUGGCUAUUCUUCAGGCGCUUGCAUCCACAGUCAACAGGGACCCCACAGCUGUCCCGUAUGUGUUUCAGGAUGAUCCUUACCUCAUCCCAACAUCCUCCAUGGAGUCACGUUCAUUUUUAUUGGCAAAGAAGUCUGGGAAGACUGCAGCAAAAUUUAUUAUUAACUCACAUCCCAAAUACUUUCAGAAGGAUUUUGCUGAACCUCAUAUACCGUGCUUAAUGCCUGAGUACUUUGAACCUCAGAUUGAAGAUGUCAGUGAAGCUGCCCUGAUAGAACGAAUCAAACUCAAAAAAGUCAAAGCUUCUGUGGACCUAUUUGAUCAGCUCUUGCAAGCAGGAACUACUGUUUCUCUUGAAACAACUAAUAAUCUCUUGGAUUUAUUAUGUUACUAUGGUGACCAAGAGCCUCCAACUGAUUAUCAUUUUCAACAGCCUGAACAGUCAGAAGACUUGGAAGAGACCCCAGAGGGAAAUAAUGAAAAACCCAGGACAAAGGCUGGUCAUCCAUUUGGCACUGCUUGGAAAGCACAAAACAAUGCUGAGAGAAUCUUUGCUCUAAUGCCAGAGAAGAAUGCACAUUCCUACUGCACGAUGAUCCGAGGAAUGGUGAAGCAUCGGGCUCAUGCACAGGCAUUAAACUUAUACACUGAGUUAUUGAAUAACAGGCUCCAUGCAGAUGUAUAUACCUUCAAUGCAUUAAUUGAAGCAAAAGCAGUCAUGCCAAAUGAGAAAUAUGAGGAAAAAUGGAAUAAUAUACUGGAUCUUCUGAAGCAUAUGGUUGCCCAGAAUGUGAAGCCAAAUCUGCAGACUUUUAAUACCUUGCUAAAAUACCUCCGAAGAUUUCAUUCAUUUGGAAGACUCCCAGCCUUACAGACCUUACGUGAAAUGAAAGCCAUUGGUAUAGAACCCUCACUUGCAUCGUACCAUCAUGUUAUUCAGGUAUUUUAUCAACCCGGAACUUCUCCAAAAGGACCAUCCCUUGUCAUCUAUGAUAUAAUGAAUGAAUUAGUGGGAAAGACAUUUUCUCCAAAGGACCUGGAUGAUGAUAAGUUUUUUCAGUCAGCCAUGAAUGUUUGUUCAUCUCUCAGAGAUCUAGAGCUUGCUUACCAAGUCCAUGGUCUUUUAAACACGGGAGACAACCGAAAAUUCAUUGGAACUGAUUUUCAGCGUAAUUUCUAUUAUUCCAAGUUUUUUAAUUUGAUUUGUUUAAUGGAACAAAUUGAUGUCACUUUGAAGUGGUAUAAAGACCUGAUUCCUUCAACGUUCCUCCCCCACUCCCAAACACUGAUUGAUCUUCUCCAAGCAUUGGAUGUGGCAAAUCGUCUAGAAAUGAUUCCUCAGAUUUGGAAAGAUAGUAAAGAAUAUGGCCACACUUUCCGCAGUGACCUAAGAGAAGAAAUCCUGAUGCUUAUGGCAAGGGAUAAACACCCACCACAGCUGCAGGUAGCAUUUGCUGACUGUGCUACUGAUAUCAAAUCCACAUAUGAAAGCCAAGAAGCCAGGCAGACUGUUCCUGAUUGGCCAGCCAACGCUCUCAACUAUAUAGCUGUCAUCCUCUUAAGGGGUCACAGAACCCAGGAAGCCUGGAAAAUGUUGGGGCUUUUUAAGAAGCAUAAUAAAAUCCCUAGAAAUGAGUUGCUGAAUGAGUUUCUGGACAGUGCAAAAACAUCCAGUAAUCCUGCCCAGGCAAUUGAGGUCGUCAAGCUGGCAAGUGCCUUCAGCUUGCCGAUCUGUGAGGGCCUUGCCCAGAAAGUAAUGGAGGACUUUACAGUUAAUGCCGAACAAAAGGUGGCCCUGAGCAACCUAACUGCAUUGACUAACAGUGAUGGUGAAAGCAGCAGUGACAGUGACAGCAGUGAAGACAAAUGAAAGUGAGAUGCAGCCCUGUCAUAGAUAUUUAAUAUGGGAUAUUUAACUGAUCAGAAGGAAUCAAGAAGAUGAAACUCUGCUUAUGUUACGUGUGUAGCUCAGUGAUGUGGCCUAGCAUGUGCAAGCCUAUGGAGUCCAUCCCCAGCAUCACAAAAAAUGCAGACUUUGGUUAAUUUGUUGCUGUGCAAUAGUUGAUAACAAUGCUAACCUUAACUCAAGCCCCAACUUACUACCAUCUAUUAAGGCAUCACUCAAGGUCUACCAUUUACGCACUGCUAUUUUCAUUUCUUCAUGAACAGGUACAUUGUGAAGUCCGUGACUCUUGGAGAACAAGUCCUACACACACAUACACACACACCACUCCCCCGCAGUGUAGGCAGGCUUUUCCCACUGCCGCGCAUCAUAGUACUUUGUGCUCUCUGGCCUUUGUUAGCCUUACUGUUCCUUAGUAAGCUGAUGCUUAGCCUCAGGAGUCUAAAGGAGGUUUUCAUGGGCUGGAGAAAUGGCUCAGUGGAGAAAGAGCUGCUUAAGCAUGAAGGCCCAAGUUCAGCACCCAUAUAAAAGCUGGGUGUGGUGGUCACUGCCUAUAAGUCAGAAAAGGGUGAUUCCUGUGUCUUGCUGGCUAGCGUAGCUGAAUCAGCGGGCUCUAGGUUCAUUGUAAGACUGUUUCAAAACCUAAGGUGGAAAGUGACUGAAAACAGUUGGUGUCAACCUGUGGUCUAAACAUGCACAUGUAUACAUGCGUAUUACAUACACAUAUAGUUAACUGUUGGAUCAAUUUGGGGAAUAUUUAGAUGUGAAUAAUUGUGUCAGGAUUGAUUAAACAGCUAUUGGCAAUUUUUGCUAUACAAGUGGUAAAAUGAAGACUAAUGCAAAUAAAGACAUUCAAAUAAUGUAAA